AUGGAUGCCCCGAACAGCACGCCGGACCAGGAAAAAGAAGGAGAACAGCAGCCCACUGAAUUGCCAAUCGUUAGUGAAAAAGUCUAUUCACAGGAAGCUUCCGAUCAUGCACCAAUGCUCUCUCUUUGGCAACAGGAAGGAGAAACAAGACAUAUCCUGGCGACUGAGCACUUUCAACCUAUUCUGAAGGUGCUAGCAGACCUAGAACGCGACGAUCCCAAGUUCGCCUUUCCCGCGGCUCGACUUGUCGGACGCUAUCGACGCCUAUGGGAGUCAUGCGUGUCCAAACACAUUGAUGGCCAGAAGCUAGAGCAGAGCAAUCAUAUCUUGAAGGAGGCCAGCAGACACCUGACUAAAGAGAGGGACGGACUUCAGCUGCGCCACGACAAGCAGCUGUCUAGGCUGCACUUUUUUGAGCAGGCACUGGAAUCAUCUCGGGGUCGACUGUCUCGCGUACUCGAUGACUGGAAUCAUCCUUCCAGACUCAAUCUGGCAGGGCUGCCAGACAUGGCAAGAGAAGGUUAA
Molecule: messenger RNA, 525 nt
Organism: Penicillium arizonense
Lineage: Eukaryota; Fungi; Ascomycota; Eurotiomycetes; Eurotiales; Aspergillaceae
Exons: 2
Coding region: 1-525 (174 amino acids)
Source: RefSeq, a predicted model, not a curated record